UGCAAUAAAGUCACGUUCAACUGACAGGAGAAUGCAUUUAAAGAACGUAAUGACUCCUCGGGUGAUUAAAUACAGUGUUUCAAGCUAGUGAUGACGCUAAAUCGUAUACAUUAGUGUUGAUAUCGUAGUGACAUCCUACGCAAGGAUUCUGUACUUUUGACUUGAAAAAAUAUAAUACCUAAAGGAUAUUGGCAACCAGAAAAAAAUGGAUAUUGUUUUUUGAUAUCUUAAAGUAGGAAUAUCAAAUUGGGCAUCGCUUAGGGCAUGUGGACCGAAGGAACCUAGAAACCCAGUUACUGACGAAGAUAUUGAAGGAUGUAUGAAGCUGCCUUGUGUUGUCCAGUGGAUGGUCCAUGUUGAGUGUUGCUUACUGAAGGUCAUGUUUACAUGGUGGAUUUCCUGGCUGUGGGCGUGGCUGCUGCUUUGGCCGACGGGAGCGUGUGUGGGCGGUAGCGUUGAGUCGGAGUGGGCGGCGGCGAUGAAGCAUGAGCAAGGAAGAGUCCUUGAAAUUACUCAGGGCCUUGAAAUUGGGCAGGUCCCGGAAAUUGGACAGGGCCUUGACAUUGGACAGAUCCCUGAAAUUGGACGGGGCCUUCAGCUGGGGCGAGGCCCACAAAUAAUAGUUCCCAUGGGUGAGGAGCGUGUGGGCCCCGGUAUGGGCGGCUCGGCGGUACAGCUCCUGGGACUUGAAGGAUCACAGCAUUUUGCCACACAACCCACACCACAGACUGCUGUUGUCGGUUCCACGGUGGUCUUCCCCUGCAGAGUCAUCAACAAGGUGGGACACUUGCAGUGGACCAAAGGAUCUUGGACGGGGAACCGAACGAGACUGUUUGGGGUUCCCCCCGCACGCUUUGACGGCUCGGGACGAUGA
Cherax quadricarinatus is the source of this 874-nucleotide messenger RNA. Lineage: Eukaryota; Metazoa; Arthropoda; Malacostraca; Decapoda; Parastacidae. The record is from RefSeq and is a predicted model, not a curated record.